AGCGGUGUCUGUUUUCUUCAUAUAUUCGUAAACGUAUCAUUUAAAACCAAUUAAGGCAAUUUAAGAACUACUUUUUAACAGGUGUUAUACGCAGGUGUCUGUGAUUGAAGAACUACUUUUCGCAGUUACUUGAGGACACUGCCAGGGUUAGCCUGGUGUGCUUUAGUAAUUAAACAGAACUUUUAACUUAGUGUUUUAUAUAGAUACGAGUAGGUUAGCUACGACGGACGAUGGCGGAUGUAGAGCAGCAGCCGCAGCAAGCGGACCAACAGCCGGACCCAGGGCCCGGGGAGAAGGAGGCUAAUAAGGCCCCGAGCCCAAAACCUGACACUGAGGAAGUUGCACCACCACUGGUGUCUACAACAAAAACUGAGAAGAAGAAGCCUGCAGCCCCAGCGAAAAACCAGCCUGCUGCCAAAGGCCCAGCAAAGAAAAAUGUUAUUCUCACAGGGGAGGCGAUGAAGGAGAUGCAGAAACAGGCAAGACAGAUUCGUGAGGAACGCAAAGCUCAGAACCAGUUGAUGGUUGAUGCAAGACACAAGUAUAUUUUCAAGCAAGUUGGUGAGGCACUUGGUUUAGAUGACAGUCAAGUAGAAGAUCAUGUCCUUUCUGAUGAAAAGUUUGACCUUUUUGAACCCUUCUUUGCUGUAGAUGGAACCAGGAAGCUUAUGUUCUUUUAUCAGGAUGUGCAGAAAUCUGGAAGUACUGCAGCACCAACAAAGAAGUUGUUCCUCACUACCGGAGAUACUGAUGGCUUGCAUGGAGUCUGCCUGUACUUUCUGCGUACCACUAACAAGGCAAUUGCUGUCAAUAAUAUUGCCAAUGAAGUGAACUUCGGUAUGAUGGACUGCUCAAAAGGAAGGAUUCUUGCUGGCCUCGAGAAACACUUGUCCAGUAUUGUCCUGCCCUCACUCAGAUCCCUUGAGCAAUGGGGAGAUAUUGACAAUGGUAAUGGCAACAAUGCACAGAUAGAGGACUUCCUCGAACAGCUGGAGAAAUUCAUCAACAACCUCAUGUCAGCGCUGUCCAACAUGGAAGGUCAGAUAACUCUGGAGGAAAAUGGUAUUGGACCAAUAAUUGACAAUAUAGAAACACCUGCUGAUUAUCAGUCAGUUGCUGGUAACACAGAGUACCUAGAAAAGCUGGAGCAGCUGUGUGCACAGUGGUCGAAGCAGAUCGAGCAGGUUCUAGCAGAGAGUGAGCAGAUGAGACGUGAAGCAGACGACAUUGGACCAACAGCAGAACUGUCUUACUGGAAGUCACGCAUGGCCAAGUUCAACAACUUGUUGGAGCAGAUGAAGAGUCCCCGAGUGAAGGCUGUCCUCGGAGUCCUCCAGGUGGCCAAGUCCAAGUCUCUCAGAAGGUGGAAGGAACUGGAUGGAUAUAUCACUGACUAUGCCAACGAAGCCAAGGACAAUGUCAAGUACCUGUAUACCCUGGACAAAUUCUUCGGACCCCUCGUCAAAUGUCAGCCUGCAUCAAUGAUUGAGCAUAUACCAAGUUUGAUGAACGCCAUCAGAAUGAUCUACAGUAUUUCGCAGUAUUACAACACGUCUGAACGUAUGACCUCACUGUUUGUCAAGGUCACCAAUCAGAUGAUUACCACAUGUAAACAUUACAUUAUGCAUGACGUCAGCAAAAUCUGGGAUCACAAAAGAGAAGUUGUUCUGAAGAGACUGAAUGAGUGUACUCAGCUGAAUGAGGAGUACCAGAAACAGUUCCAGAGAACAAAGGAACGUCUCAAGGAGAACCCAAAUGAGAAACAGUUUGAAUUUAGUGAGAACUAUAUCUUCGGCAAAUUUGACACUUUCUGCAAGCGUCUUGAACGUAUUGCUGACAUGAUCAACACCAUGGAGAUGUUCUCUGGACUUGGAGAUGUGAAGAUUGAGGGAAUUGACAUCAUUGUUGUCAAGUUUAAGACAAUCUGUGACAAUGCCAAGAAGAAGAACUAUGAUAUUCUGGAUCACAGAAAAGCUGAGUUUGACAAUGAUUACCUGGAGUUCCGUAACCAGAUAGAAAACAUGCGUGGCAUGCUGCAGAACUUCAUGGAUACCUGGUUUCAGAAAUCACUUUCGACUGAGAAAGCUAUUGAACUCCUGGGAAAGUUUGAAGCAAUCACAGGUUCCAACCUGGACAUCAAUGAGAAGUACAUGAAAGUGUUGACUGCAUACGGCAAAGAUCUGGAAAACAUUCGUAAGCUGUACCAGAAAUUCAAGCAAGAACCCAUGAUCCCCAGGAACUUGCCACCCGUGGCUGGACGUAUUGCAUGGGCACGUCAGCUGUAUAGAAAGAUCGAGAUGCCAAUGAGGGCUUUCAAGACAAAGCCAGAAAUUCUGAAAAAUGCUGAGGCAAAGAAAAUCGUAAGAAAUUACAACAAGAUGGCAGGAGUACUCAUGGAAUACGAGAUGUUGUAUCAUCGUGGCUGGAUACGUGCUAUUGAGGCAGCUAAAUCUGGACUUAAUGCCUCUCUGUUGGUCAGACACCCAGAUACAGGUGAUCUGUAUGUGAACUUUGACAUCCAGGUAGUAGAGUUGAUCCAGGAAGCUAAGUGUCUGCAGGCCCUCAACCUAGAGGUCCCAGACACGGUGAAAGAGCUACAGACCAAAGAGGAAGAGAUCAAAACUGCCAAUGUUAACCUGACAGAGAUGUUACACGAGUACAGGAAUAUCUUGUCAAACAUUUCUCCAGUCCUCAUGCCUCUGAUGAAACCUUACAAGGACAAGGUAGAGGAAGAACUCCAACCAGGGGUCGUCGCUCUCACCUGGACCUCUCUCAAUGUAGAGGAAUAUAUAGAGAAUAACUACAAGGUUAUGGGAGAAUUGGACAAGUUGUCUAAGACAGUACAUGACAUACUGGAGUGUAGAAUUGAGGCGGUCCUUGAAGAUAUGUCCGCCACAGCCCUCUGUGAACUGCCUGAGGAUGAGGCGGUUACUAUGGAGAAAUUCCUGGAAAUUACAACUGAAGUUGUUGAGACAGCUUCCAAGUACCUAGCCAACCAGAGCCACCUGGUGGAGACAGCUGUGUAUGAUCUGGUUAAUCAGCUACAGUCUGGAUUGUCUGAUACUGACAAGCAGAACCUGACAUCAGAAGAAGGGUACCAGUGUUACUCUCCAGACACCAAGAACAAGAAGAGCAGAUGUCAAGAAUGUAUUGCCUGUAGCUACUAUUCUCUGUUGAACUACUUCACACAGAGAAACACUGAAGCUCUUGUAAAAGGUACGCGCCUUUCCCUGGAUGCAAUCAAACGUCGUCUGCAGACUUCAAACAAGUACACCAAGGAUGAGCUGAAAGAGGACCAGAAGGUACCGCUGUUCUGUGCCAACAUUGUGCUCCAAAUCCCCAACGUCGUAAUGAAACCAAGCCUGGAUGAUCUACAGUCUUCCCUGAACAAAGCCGUCCAAGUCAUUUUGAAGGCUUCUCAAGAUAUCCCACAGUGGGAACACCUGAUCAUUCACCAGAGACAGCAGCAGAAGAGAGCAAUGUCAAUGGCAAAUAAGGAGAUGGAGGUAGCUGCUAGUGAGCAGGCGGAGGAAGGCGCUAUCAUGAAGCCGGCAUCACUCAUCAAACCUCUGCACAAGAUCAUCAGUGAACACAAAGACGUUGUGAAAAUAGUUAUUCAGCUGAACUCAAUCAUCAGCACAUUUAAAGCAGACGUACAGGAAGUUGUUGACAAUUUCUCUCAGUAUUCUCAUCUGUGGGCAAAGAACCCCGAUGAAGCUGUGAAGGAGUUUAUGGAAGAGAAACCAAUUCUUUCUGAGUUAGAACAACAGAUCAAAUACUACCAGCGCCUGGAAGGUGAACUCGAGGAGAUUGUUCCCUCAUAUCGUGUAGGCUCAGUGACCUUCGUGACCGACCCACUAAAACUUGCCCUCGUUACCGAGACCCGUAACUGGAAACUGGCAUUCUCAAAGGCACUCAAUGAAAAAUGUGCACAGGACAUGGACGAAAUGCUAGAAUUCAUGGAAAACCAGAUGAAGAAAUUGUCACGUCCGGUAAAGGAUUUGGACGAUGUCCGAUCUCACAUGGCUUCGCUGGGAGAGAUUAGAGAGUCGUCUAUCCGUAUUGACAUGACCAUUCACCCCAUUGAAGAGGCUUAUGCCAUGUUGAAUAGAUACAACAUCUUCUUCAAUGAUGGCAAUGCAGAGAGAGUUGAUUCUCUAUCCUACAGCUGGAAGAAACUUUCUACCCAGUCCCAGGAAGUACAAGACCACCUUCUAGAGAUCCAGCCGGAGUUCAAGUCCAACUUGCUUGCUGGUGUGGAACAGUUUAUAAAGGACCAGACAGAAUUUGUCGGUGACUAUGACACAAAGGGACCCAUGGUUGAAGGAAUUGAGCCGCGUGAAGCAUCUGAUCGUCUCAAUAUAUACCAGUCGAGAUUUGACGAACUUUGGCGCAAGUAUAUAACUUACUCUGGCGGUGAGGAGUUGUUCGGUUUACCAGUGACACCAUAUCCAGAACUACAGAGGAUAAAGAAAGAACUGAACUUGUUACAGAAACUUUAUCAGUUGUACAAUAUUGUGCUUGAGAACGUGAAUGGUUACCAGGAUAUCCCAUGGUCGGAUAUAGAUAUUGAGAAAAUCAAUAACGAACUGCUAGACUUCCAAAACAAAUGUCGUAAACUGCCGAAAGCCUUGAAGGAAUGGAAGGCAUACGAAGAGUUGAAAAAGACAAUUGAUGACUUUAAUGAGACUUGUCCCCUGCUUGAGAUGAUGGCAAACAAAGCUAUGAUGCCACGUCACUGGGAAAGACUUGCCCAGAUCACAGGACACACAUUUGACGUAGAGGCUGACAGCUUCCUCCUCCGUAACCUCAUGGAGGCUCCACUGCUACCAAACAAAGAAGAUAUUGAGGAUGUGUGUAUCUCAGCGGUGAAGGAGAAGGAUAUUGAAGCUAAGCUGAAGCAGGUCGUUAACGACUGGAGCACCCAGUCAUUCCAGUUCUCAAACUUCAAGACUAGAGGAGAACUCCUUCUUAAAGGUGACACCACAUCAGAUACAGUGGCCUUGAUGGAAGACAGCUUGAUGGUACUUGGUGGUCUCCUUAGCAACAGAUACAAUGCCCCGUUCAAGCCAAAAAUUCAGGAAUGGGUUCACAAACUGACCGGCACUACUGAGAUUAUUGAAAACUGGUUGAUUGUACAAAACCUGUGGAUCUACCUGGAAGCUGUCUUUGUUGGUGGUGAUAUCGCCAAACAGUUGCCACAGGAAGCAAAGAGAUUCAGCAACAUUGACAAGUCCUGGUUGAAGAUCAUGCAGCGUGCACAUGAACAGUCAAACGUUGUUAACUGCUGUGUUGGUGACGACACAAUGAUGCAGUUACUGCCUCAUCUACUUGAACAGCUUGAAAUUUGUCAGAAGUCUCUGACUGGAUACCUGGAAAAGAAACGUCUCGUCUUUCCACGAUUCUUUUUCGUGUCUGACCCUGCCCUUCUUGAGAUCCUUGGUCAGGCUAGUGACUCCCACACCAUUCAGAACCACUUGUUGAGCGUGUUUGACAACACCAGACUGGUCACUUUUGAUGAGAAGGUGUAUGAUAAAAUUCUCGAGAUUAACUCCCAGGAAGGUGAAACUGUACAGUUGGAAGCACCAGUUAUGGCACAGGGUAAUGUUGAGAUAUGGCUGGGAGAGCUGUUGAAUAUGUCAAAGAAGUCGGUACACAGUGUCAUCAGAAUGGCAAGCAUACAAAUUGGAGAUCCAGCUUUCAAUAUGAUAGAGUUUGAAAAUAACUACCCAGCACAGAUCGGUCUGCUAGGUAUCCAGAUGAUCUGGACACGUGAUGCCGAGGAAGCCCUCACCAAUGCCCGCGUUGACAAGAAAGUGAUGGCUAACACUAACCAGAAGUUCCUGGACAUGUUGAACGAACUCAUUAACAUGACAACAACAGAUCUGAAAAAAAUUGAAAGAACAAAAUAUGAGACUCUGAUUACCAUUCACGUGCAUCAGAAAGAUAUCUUUGAUGAUAUGGUGAAAAUGCAUAUCAAGUCUCCAGGUGACUUUGAGUGGCUGAAACAGUCUCGAUUCUACUUCAUUGAAGAUAUAGACAAAUGUCAGAUCUCCAUCACUGAUGUGGACUUCACAUACCAGAAUGAAUUCUUAGGUUGCACAGAACGUCUUGUCAUCACACCGCUUACUGACAGAUGUUACAUCACCCUGUCUCAGGCCCUGGGUAUGAGUCUGGGAGGAGCCCCAGCUGGACCUGCUGGUACUGGCAAGACUGAGACAACCAAGGACAUGGGUCGUUGUCUCGGCAAGUACGUUGUUGUCUUCAACUGCUCAGAUCAGAUGGACUUCAGAGGUCUUGGUCGCAUCUACAAAGGUUUGGCCCAGUCUGGAUCCUGGGGAUGCUUUGAUGAGUUCAACCGCAUUGAGUUGCCUGUAUUGUCUGUGGCUGCCCAGCAGAUUGCUAUUGUACUACAGUGUAAGAAGGAACGUAAACCUUCCUUCAUAUUCACUGACGGCGACAAUGUCGAUAUGGACAUGGAAUUUGGAAUUUUCUUGACCAUGAACCCAGGUUAUGCCGGCAGACAAGAGUUGCCAGAGAAUCUGAAGAUCAAUUUCCGUACAGUGGCUAUGAUGGUUCCAGACAGAGCUAUCAUUAUCCGUGUGAAGCUGGCUUCCUGUGGUUUCCAACAGAACAUUGCCCUUGCAAAGAAAUUCUUUACUCUCUACAAACUGUGUGAAGAACAGCUCACCAAACAGGUGCAUUACGAUUUUGGUUUACGUAACAUCUUGUCUGUGUUGCGUACAUUAGGAGCAUUCAAACGUGCCAACCCAGAUGAUCCCGAGACUGUGUGUGUGAUGAGAGUUCUAAGAGACAUGAACCUCUCAAAACUGGUUGAUGAAGACGAGCCACUGUUUAUGUCACUUAUUGACGACUUGUUCCCAGGAAUUGUUCUUGACAAAGCCGGGUACCCAGAGAUGGAGGCAGCUAUUGAGAAGAAGGUUACUGAAGCAGGGUUGAUCAACCAUGCACCAUGGGUGCUUAAACUGAUCCAACUGUUUGAGACCCAGCGUGUACGUCACGGUAUGAUGACCCUCGGACCCAGUGGUGCAGGCAAGACAAAGUGUAUCCAUACAUUGAUGAAAGCUAUGACAGAAUGCGGUGAGCCCCAUAAAGAAAUGAGAAUGAACCCAAAGGCUAUUUCAGCUCCUCAGAUGUUCGGGCGUUUAGACGUCGCCACCAAUGACUGGACAGAUGGUAUCUUCUCUACACUCUGGAGAAGAACACAUAAAACAAAGAAGGGUGACCAUGUAUGGCUGUUGCUUGAUGGACCAGUAGACGCUAUCUGGAUUGAAAACCUGAACUCUGUGUUGGAUGACAACAAAACUUUGACAUUAGCUAACGGUGAUCGUAUCCCUAUGGCCCCUAAUUGUAAGAUUAUCUUUGAGGUACACAACAUUGACAAUGCCUCGCCUGCCACAGUGUCCAGAAACGGCAUGGUGUUUAUGAGCAGCUCUAUUCUGGACUGGAAUCCAAUUCUAAAAGGUUGGUUAUUGACACGACCAGCAGGUCAGCAGGACGUGAUUUUCACUGUGUUUGAUCAACUCUUCUUCGUACUUUACACCAACGUUAUACAGUUCAUGGAACCAAAGAUGGAUGUUCUGCAGUGUAACUAUGUACGUCAGGCUAUUGACUUGCUGGAGGGUUUGAUCCCACGUCGGGAUGACAACAAGGACAUUCCCAAGGAACAUUUGGAAAAACUCAUCCUGUUUGCAAUCAUGUGGUCCCUCGGAGCAUUGCUUGAACAGAAUGACAGAAAGAAGAUUGAAGAAAUUAUAAAAUCGAACAGUUCGGUGGAGCUUCCGCAGUGUGAAGGUGAAGACACAAUAUUUGAGUUUGUUGUUGGUGAAAAUGGAAAAUGGGAACAUUGGUCUGGAAGGGUACCAACAUACAUUUACCCUGACAAUGAAAUCCCAGAAUACACUGGUAUUCUAGUACCAAAUGUGGACAACGUGAGAACCGACUUCUUGAUUGAAACCAUAUCCAAACAAGGCAAAUGUGUCCUUCUUAUUGGUGAACAGGGUACAGCAAAAACUGUGAUGAUCCAGGGAUUCUGUGGCAAGUACGAUCCUGAGUUGCACAUGUUCAAGAGCUUCAACUUCUCGAGUGCCACCACACCCUACAUGUUCCAGCGGACCAUUGAGGGCCUUGUCGACAAACGUAUGGGUACAACAUACGGUCCACCUGCUGGCAAGAAAAUGACAGUGUUUGUUGAUGACAUUAACAUGCCUGUUAUCAAUGAUUGGGGAGAUCAGAUCACAAACGAGAUUACCAGGCAGAUGAUUGAAGCAAAGGGUUUCUACAACUUGGAAAAGCCUGGUGACUUCAUCAACAUUGUUGACAUCCAGAUGAUGGCUGCCAUGAUCCAUCCUGGUGGAGGUCGUAAUGAUAUUCCACAACGUCUCAAGCGCCACUUCAAUAUUUUCAACUGUACUUUGCCAUCAAACACUUCCAUUGACAAGGUCUUCAGAACAAUCGGCAAAGGCUACUUCAUCAAGAAACGUGGCUUCCCUGAGGAGGUUUGUGAAAUGAUUGAAAACCUUGUGUUGGCCACACGUAAACUCUGGCAGAAAACCAAGGUGAAGAUGUUGCCAACACCAGCAAACUUCCACUAUGUCUUCAACUUGAGAGAUCUCAGCAGAAUAUGGCAGGGUAUGUUGACAUGCACAGAAGAAAUUGUAAAAGAUGUUGGCGUUCUGAUGUCACUGUGGAAACAUGAGUGUUACCGUGUAAUUGCCGACAGAUUUACAUCAUAUGGUGACAAAGAUUGGUUUGAGAAGACAAUUAAACAGGUUGCAGAAGAAGAAUGUGGAGUGGCUGCCGCCACUGACAUGGCAUUAGAACCAUACUUUGUGGAUUUCAUGAGAGAUGCCCCCGAAAUUACAGGAGAUGAACCAGAUGAUGCUGACCUUGAUGCCCCAAAGAUUUAUGAGCCAAUUCCAUCAUUAGAUGAACUUGCUGAAAAGCUCAAUGGUUACAUGGAGCAGUACAAUGAGACAGUUCGUGGUGGGAAAAUGGACCUUGUAUUCUUCAAGGAUGCUAUGACGAACUUGGUGAAAAUUUCACGUGUAAUUCGUACACCUAGAGGUCACGCCCUGCUGGUUGGUGUUGGUGGAUCUGGUAAACAGUCAUUGACUCGACUAGCAUCAUUCAUUGCUACAUACAAGACAUUCCAGAUAACACUGUCCAGAUCAUACAACGUGAGUAACCUUUUGGAAGACUUGAAGUACUUGUACCGUACAGCCGGUCAACAAGGACAGGGCAUCACGUUUCUGUUCACUGACCAGGAAAUCAAGGACGAAGCUUUCCUUGAGUACAUGAACAAUAUCCUGUCAUCUGGUGAGGUGUCUGGUUUGUUUGCCCGUGAUGAAAUGGAUGAAAUCCUAAACGAGCUGAUUGGAGCAAUGAAGAAAGAUUUCCCAAGACGGCCGCCCACUCUGGAGAACCUGAACGAGUACUAUCUGUCGAGAUGUCGUCAGAAUCUUCAUCUCUGUCUCUGUUUCUCUCCUGUUGGAGAGAAAUUCCGUUCCCGAUCCCUGAAGUUCCCUGGUUUAAUUUCUGGUUGCACAAUGAACUGGUUCCAGCGUUGGCCAAAAGAUGCUUUGAUUGCUGUGUCAAAUCACUUCCUGUCAAGUUACGACAUUGUAGCCACGCCCACUGUCAAGACAGCUGUUGUGAACUCUAUGGGAGUUUUCCAGGACUUGGUUGCAGAACAGUGCAUAGAGUAUUUCCAGAGGUUCCGUCGUCAGACGUACGUCACACCCAAGUCUUACCUUUCUUUUAUUGCUGGAUACAAGGAAAUUUAUUCCCAGAAACGAGGAGAGAUUGGUGUCUUAGCUGACAGAAUGAAUACAGGUUUGAAGAAGCUUGUAGAAGCUACAGAAUCAGUGAAUGAAUUAUCUAAGGAGCUUGCUGUGAAGGAGAAAGAAUUGGCAGUUGCCUCAAAGAAGGCUGAUGCUGUGUUGGCUGAAGUGACAGUGAAGGCCACAGCUGCUGAGAAGGUGAAAGCUCAAGUCCAGGUUGUGAAGGAUAAAGCCCAGUCCAUUGUAGACGUCAUUACUGCAGAUAAAUCGUUUGCGGAGGCAAAGUUGGAAGCUGCUCGCCCUGCCCUGGAGGAGGCAGAAGCUGCCCUACAGACCAUCAAACCUGCACAUAUUUCUACUGUACGUAAGCUGGCUAAACCACCACAUUUGAUUAUGAGAAUUAUGGACUGCGCAUUGUUGCUCUUCCAAAAGAAGUUGGAUCCUGUUACCAUGGACCCAGAACGCCCAUGUGUCAAACCAUCAUGGGGUGAGGCCUUGAAGCUCAUGUCCGGUGGUGGAUUUUUACAGGGUCUGAUGAACUUCCCUAAGGACACCAUCAAUGGAGAGACUGUAGAGUUACUGGCCCCAUACCUGGCUAUGGAAGAUUACAAUAUUGACAGUGCCAGGAAGGUGUGUGGUGACGUGGCAGGUCUUGCCUCCUGGACACAGGCCAUGAGUUUCUUCUACAGCAUCAACAAAGAAGUAUUGCCCCUGAAGGCAAACUUGGCAGUACAAGAAGCAAAAUUAGCUUUGGCUAUGAGUGAUUUGAAUGCAGCGCAAGCACAACUGGAUGAGAAAAAUCGUGAGCUUGCUGAGGUGAUGGCAAUGUACGAUGCAGCCAUGUCAGAGAAACAGGCUCUACUGGAUGAUGCUGAAGCAUGUAGGAGAAAGAUGAACAAUGCAACAGCCCUGAUUGACGGUCUCGGAGGAGAGAGAGUUAGAUGGACGGCUGCUAGUAAAGGAUUUGAAGCCCAGAUUCAGCGUCUUGUUGGUGACGUACUGUUGUGCACAGGUUUUCUUUCAUACUGCGGACCAUUUAACCAAGAGUUCAGAUCUCUAAUGAAUAAAUUGUGGAAGAAAGAAAUGAUAACAUCGAAGAUUCCAUUCAGUGAGGACCUGAAUAUUGUUAACAUGUUGGUGGAUAAUGCAACAGUGAGUGAGUGGAAUCUUGAAGGUUUGCCAAAUGAUGACCUCUCCAUCCAGAACGGUCUUAUUGUAACUAAGGCUGCUCGGUAUCCUCUGCUUAUUGAUCCACAAGGUCAAGGCAAGAUCUGGAUUAAAAAUAGGGAGGGAAAGAAUGAAUUACAGCUGACCUCACUAAAUCACAAAUACUUCCGUUCCCAUCUGGAGGACAGUUUAUCACUGGGACGGCCCCUUAUCAUUGAGGACGUCGGAGAAGAACUUGACCCUGCCCUUGAUAAUGUCCUGGAAAAGAACUUCAUAAAGAGCGGAUCCACAUUUAAAGUGAAAGUGGGAGACAAGGAAGUUGACAUUAUGAAAGGUUUCCGGCUGUACAUCACAACCAAGCUGGGUAACCCAACAUACACACCAGAAAUCACUGCUAGGACAUCCAUUGUAGACUUCACUGUAACAAUGAAGGGUCUUGAAGAUCAGUUGCUGGGUAUUGUCAUCUUAACAGAAAAACAGGAACUUGAACAAGAAAGAACGAACUUGCUGGAGGAGGUCACAGCAAACAAACGGAAGAUGCAGGAACUUGAAGACAACCUCCUGUAUCGUCUCACGUCUACCGAGGGAUCCCUCGUAGAGGAUGAGUCAUUGAUUGAGGUGCUCAGUAUCACCAAACAUACUGCAGAGGAAGUCAGUGAGAAACUGAAGAUCGCUGCUGAAACUGAGAUCAAGAUUAACACCGCUCGUGAAGAGUUCAGACCAGUGGCUAACCGUGGCAGUAUCAUGUACUUCUUGAUUGUUGAGAUGGCAAUGGUAAACGUGAUGUACCAGACGUCAUUGCGUCAGUUCCUCGGAAUCUUCGACCUUUCCAUGGCACGUUCUCAGAAAUCACCCAUCACAGGCAAAAGAAUUGCCAAUAUUAUUGACUAUCUGACAUAUGAGUCAUUUGUGUACACUGCAAGAGGACUUUAUGAGAAAGACAAGUUUACUUUCACAAUCUUGGUCACGCUGAAAAUUGAGAUGAAUGGCGGAAGAAUUCCAAACAGUGAAUUCCAGAGCUUCAUUAAAGGUGGUGCUGCUCUUGACUUAAAUGCUGUGGAUCCGAAGCCAAAGAAAUGGAUUCUCGACAUGACCUGGCUAAACUUAGUUGAGCUCAGUAAACUGCCACAGUUUACUCAAAUUUUAGCUCAGGUUGCAAGAAAUGACAAGCAAUGGAAAGCCUGGUUUGAUGAGGAUGCCCCAGAGGAGAACCCGAUUCCCGACGGAUAUGCAACUACACUCGACACCUGGCGUAAACUUCUGCUGAUCAGAGCAUGGUGCCCAGACAGAAUCAUACCUAUGGCAAGAAAAUUUAUUGCUGAGGCCAUGGGGACAAGAUACGCAGAAGCAGUCAUCUUGAAUAUGGAGACUAUGCACCAAGAAUCAACAAAGAGAACUCCAUUGAUCUGUUUCCUCAGUAUGGGGUCUGACCCAACAGAAAAUAUCAUGUUGCUUGCUAAGAAAUUGAACUUCUCAUGCAGUGCUAUUUCUAUGGGUCAAGGUCAGGAUGUACAUGCUCGACGUCUGCUCAGUGUUUCUAUGGCAGAAGGUAAAUGGGUCUUGCUCCAGAACUGCCAUCUUGGUCUUGACUUCAUGGAUGAACUCUUGGAAACGGUGGUAUCAACAGAGAAUGUACAUGAAGAUUUCCGCUGCUGGUUGACCUCUGAGGAGCAUAAAAAGUUCCCAAUCAAUCUGCUCCAGUCCUCCAUCAAGUUUACAAAUGAGCCACCUAUGGGAGUAAAGGCUGGUCUCAAGAGAACAUACGCUCUUGUUACACAGGAACAACUCGAGUACAGUAACUUACCACAGUGGAAGCCAAUGUUGUACGGAGUUGCCUUCCUUCACACAACUGUACAAGAAAGGAGAAAGUUUGGACCAAUCGGAUGGAACAUUCCAUAUGAGUUCAACCAAUCGGAUUUUACAGCCACUGUGCAAUUUGUGCAGAACCAUUUGGAUGACAUAGAUCCAAAGAAGGGUGUAUCAUGGACAACUGUUCGCUACAUGAUUGGUGAAGUACAGUACGGAGGUCGUGUUACAGACGACUAUGACAAGAAGCUGCUGAACACCUAUGCUCGUGUCUGGUUCAGUGAGGGAAUGUUUGCUGACUCAUUCCAAUUCUACACAGGAUAUAAGAUUCCCAAAUGUAAGAAUCUGGCAGAAUAUGGAACCUAUAUUGAAAGCCUUCCAUUGGCUGACACUCCGGAAUGCUUUGGUCUCCAUUCCAAUGCUGAUAUUACGUAUUCUACGAAUACAUCCAAUAACAUGCUUGAGACUAUAAUGAGCAUCCAGCCCAAAGAUUCUGGUGGUGGUGGUGGUGAGACUCGUGAAAGCAUUGUAUACAAACUUGCCGAUGACAUGUUGGGAAAAUUGCCAUCAGACUAUAUUCAGCAUGAGGUCAGAGAGCGCUUGAGAAAGAUGGGACAUCUCCAGCCAAUCAAUAUCUUCCUGAGACAGGAGAUUGACAGAAUGCAGCGUGUAAUAACCCGUGUCCGUAAUGAUCUCACUGAUCUUAAACUCGCUAUUGAUGGUACCAUCAUCAUGAGUGAAAAUCUACGUGAUGCCCUUGACAACAUGUUUGAUGCACGUGUGCCUACACUGUGGAAGAAGAUUUCCUGGGAGUCUUCAACCCUUGGUUUCUGGUUCACAGAUCUGCUGGACCGUAACGCACAGUUUUACUCCUGGUUGUAUGACGGUCGUCCGACAACAUUCUGGAUGACAGGAUUCUUCAAUCCAACUGGUUUCCUGACAGCCAUGAGACAAGAGAUUACCCGUGCACAUAAGGGAUGGGCACUCGAUUCCGUCAUCCUUGACAAUGAAGUGACCCGCAUGAUGAAAGAAGAUGUACAUAGUCCCCCAGGAGAAGGUGUAUACAUCUAUGGUCUGUACCUAGACGGUGCAGGUUGGGAUCGACGUAACGCCCGACUCAUUGAACCAACACCAAAGGUACUGUACACAUUGAUCCCAGUUGUACAUGUGUUUGCUGUCAACGUUGAGAAGAACAAGACUGGAUAUGAUUGUCCAGUAUACAAGAAACCAAGACGUACAGAUCUGACAUACAUUUUCCCACUACAAUUGAAGACAAACAAAAAUCCAGAUCACUGGACCCUUCGUGGUGUUGCACUGCUCUGUGACACUAAAUAAACUGUAAAGAACUUUAUGGAAUUUAGAGAUCUUUAUUAAUGACAGAAAACUACAUGAGAAUAAUGAAACUAUAUGUAACUUGUGAACACUUCUAUCAGAGGGAUAAUUCUGUAACUUACAUGUGAAUAUUAUAUCACAUGAAAUAUGUAAGAAUCUGUUUUUUACAUAUAACAUAUUCAAUGUAAUCUGUAUUUAAUAGUGCAAAAAUGUUUAAUUUGAAUGGACUGGACUAUAGUUACAAAACACUUGUUUAAAUUGAGAUUUGAUACUAAACAUUGUGUAGAAGUGCUUAAGUGAUAUAAACUGUAUUAAAUAUUUAUUUACACUUACAUGACUGUGAUUGAAUUUUGAUUUACAUGUGAUAUAAUGUUUUGUAUGAAAUUUGAUUUGUUGUUUUGCUGAUGUGAUAAUAAUACUAAAUAUUGAUGUUUUUAAUAUACAUGUAUAUAAAUAAUGUUACUUGAAAUUUUCAACCUUGAAGUAAUAGAAACUGCAUUCUUGAUGAGUUGUAUUUUUCAGUAUAUUUACAGUUAAUAUUUAAGAAUUAUCACUGUUAGUGCAUGAUAAUCAGCCUAGACAUCUGGAAGCCUAUUUAGUGACUCUGUUAUCAUGUGGUGCUGUCACCUAGCGAAACAUGUUUAAUAUACUUAAGGUUUCUAUCACUGCAACAUACUGUUACUGUUGCAGCUUCAUUAUUCUUUUUUUUCUACUAGUGUUUAAUAUAUAUAUAUGACCAAAAGUGUGAUAUGCAAUUAACAAAUUGAAAGCUUGUUAUUUUUGUUGUAUUUUUUUUUUUUUUUUUUUUUUUGCAAUUGAAAGUUGCAUUUAUUUAUUGUUUUGCUGUUAUUUGUGUGUGAUGUUUUCAGUAUUUCUAAACUGAUAAUCAAAGUUUAUCUAAUUUUAUAUACAUGUAUUUUGUUAUACUUAUUUCUGUUGUGUUAU
Mercenaria mercenaria is the source of this 15053-nucleotide messenger RNA. RefSeq names its product dynein axonemal heavy chain 5-like. Lineage: Eukaryota; Metazoa; Mollusca; Bivalvia; Venerida; Veneridae. The record is from RefSeq and is a predicted model, not a curated record. The transcript has 82 exons. Gene Ontology annotation, cellular component: dynein complex. Gene Ontology annotation, biological process: microtubule-based movement. Gene Ontology annotation, molecular function: ATP hydrolysis activity; minus-end-directed microtubule motor activity; dynein light intermediate chain binding. Bases 231 to 14111 code for a protein of 4626 amino acids.